Molecule: messenger RNA, 729 nt
Organism: Rotaria sp. Silwood2
Lineage: Eukaryota; Metazoa; Rotifera; Eurotatoria; Philodinida; Philodinidae
Source: the annotation of a GenBank genome assembly
AUGUUGAAAAAACCUGGUAAUACGCCUAAAUCAAAGCUAAUCAAAAACUUGUCAUCCUCAAAACCAUCUAGUGUUACAAGUUCCUUAUAUUCAGGGAAUGCAAAUGCACAACGUUCAAUAAAAAAACCAGGAUCAUUGCAUCCUCUUCGUUCUACUCAAUCAAAAACUCUAGGUGAACGAAAUGUUAUCGAAGCAGCCAAAAAUCCUUAUCCACCUGCUCAAUAUCAUUCAUGGAAACCUGAAUAUCAACAGCUUUUUACUCGAGAAAAAAUAAAAAAAUCAAUGACAAAAGAUCCAUAUUCAUUACGAACACGAACGAUUGCCCAUGCAACAGAAAGUAUUACAACAGAAGAAGAAUGUUGUCUUGAAUUUAUACCAGCUAAUGCUGUUCAUAUUGAAACACUAAAUAUUCAGGAACCGGAGAAAUUUAGAGUACCAAGCAUUAUUCGUUACUUACGAAGUAGUGAAUUAUUACCGUCGGAAAAAUUUGUAUCACAAACUCCGAUGAAGAAGUCUUCAGAAUCUCAAUUAAAAUUUGAAACAAAAACAACACUACCGACUAUUCGUACUAAUACAACAACUGGUACUGCUCCGACUUUAGUCACAACUGAUCGAUUAUUAAAUAGAGCUAAGAUGCGGAUUGAUGCAUCUGUUAUUCGACGGCCACCAAGAAGAUUAAUUAUUAAUGUAACUCGUGAAACGCUUGUGCCAUUAUCAAUAUACGGUUAA